Molecule: messenger RNA, 9600 nt
Organism: Astyanax mexicanus (Mexican tetra)
Lineage: Eukaryota; Metazoa; Chordata; Actinopteri; Characiformes; Acestrorhamphidae
Gene: hipk2
Product: homeodomain interacting protein kinase 2
Exons: 16
Coding region: 340-4074 (1244 amino acids)
Biological process (GO): peptidyl-threonine phosphorylation; intrinsic apoptotic signaling pathway in response to DNA damage by p53 class mediator; positive regulation of transcription by RNA polymerase II
Cellular component (GO): nucleus; cytoplasm; PML body
Molecular function (GO): transcription coactivator activity; transcription corepressor activity; ATP binding
Source: RefSeq, a predicted model, not a curated record
UCUCACCAUUGCAACUUUUGCAGCCACUCCACACACAGACAUGCACACCGCGGGCUGAAGCCCAACCUGCUGUUCGGCUCAGCCUCGGAGCCGCUAAACUGCUCUCGUUUGGUUGGGCUUGAGUUGCCGACACCUCGCUGUGGAGCCUUUAUAAAGAGCCGGAGCUGUGGAUGUGAUUUUCCCUCUUGUUUUCUCUAUUUUCCCUUCCUGAUGAACUGGGCUCGUAAUGCAGGAGACAGCGGCGAUUCUGUCAGCGGCGCAAGAUGGCAGAUUUUUAUUGAGUUCUGAACUGAAAUAUCUCUUCAUAUUUUGCCAUGAAUAACAGAAACCCUUGCACCGAUGGCCCCUGUAUACGAAGGUAUGGCCUCGCAAGUGCAAGUCUUUUCCCCCCAUGCUCUUCAGUCAAGUGCCUUCUUUAGCGUGAAGAAGCUGAAGGUAGAGCAGAGCUGCAACUGGGACAUGACCGGGUACGGCACGCACGGCAAGGUCUACGGUCAGAGUGGCAAGCAGAGUGUGUCCGUGGCUCCGGUGGGCAUCAACGGCGCCUCCCUCCAGGUGUCCAGCUCCUCGCUGUCCUACGAGCAGGCCCUCCUCUUCCCGGCUGGCCCAGGCCACAUCGUGGUGGCUUCGGCCAGCAGCAGCACGUCUGGAGCAGCCGGUCAGUUGUUGGGCAGCACAGGCAGUAGCAGUGGGAGUGGCAGCGGAGGCCACAACCUGACACGACGGAGCACAGUCAGCUUGCUGGACACGUAUCAGCGAUGUGGGCUUAAGCGCAAGAGCGAGGAGCUGGACAACGGAAACAACGGCAGUGGGGGCAGCGUGCACGUGGUUGAAGAGCAGCAGCAGCAACAGCAACAAGGGCCAGCGGCCAUGAUCCAGAACAACGGGCAGAGCGGAGCAGGUGUCGCUGCAGCGACCGCAGCCACCGCCUCCACUACAGCCACAUCCAAGACCAGUGGUGCAAACAGUGAAGGCGACUACCAGCUUCUGCAGCAUGAGGUGCUGUGCUCUAUGACCAACACGUAUGAGGUGCUGGAGUUCCUGGGCAGGGGCACUUUUGGUCAGGUGGUGAAGUGCUGGAAGCGUGGCACCAGCGAGAUUGUGGCCAUCAAGAUUCUGAAGAACCAUCCGUCGUAUGCCCGGCAGGGUCAGAUCGAGGUCAGCAUUCUGGCACGUCUCAGCACGGAAAGCGCAGAUGACUACAACUUUGUGCGAGCCUACGAGUGCUUCCAGCACAAGAACCACACGUGCCUGGUCUUUGAGAUGCUGGAGCAGAACUUGUACGACUUCCUCAAGCAGAACAAGUUCAGCCCCUUGCCACUCAAGUACAUCCGGCCCGUCCUGCAGCAGGUGGCCACUGCCCUGAUGAAGCUCAAGAGCCUGGGCCUGAUCCACGCUGACCUGAAGCCUGAGAACAUCAUGCUGGUAGAUCCGGCCCGCCAGCCAUACAGGGUCAAAGUCAUUGACUUCGGCUCUGCCAGUCACGUGUCCAAAGCUGUGUGCUCCACCUAUCUGCAGUCCAGAUACUACAGAGCUCCCGAGAUCAUCCUUGGCCUGCCCUUCUGCGAGGCUAUAGACAUGUGGUCCCUGGGCUGCGUCAUCGCUGAGCUCUUCCUGGGCUGGCCGCUUUACCCUGGGGCGUCCGAGUACGAUCAGAUUCGCUACAUUUCCCAAACACAGGGACUGCCGGCGGAGUAUCUGUUGAGCGCAGGCACGAAAACCACCAGGUUUUUCAACAGAGACCCGGACUCUACCUAUCCGUUGUGGAGACUGAAGACUCCAGAAGACCAUGAAGGGGAGACAGGAAUCAAGUCGAAGGAAGCUCGCAAGUACAUCUUCAACUGCUUGGAUGAUAUGGCACAGGUGAACGUGACCACAGACCUGGAGGGCAGUGACAUGUUGGCGGAGAAGGCAGACCGGAGGGAGUUUAUCGACCUGCUGACCAAGAUGCUGACCAUCGACGCAGAUAAGAGGAUCACACCCAUUGAGACGCUCAACCACCCCUUUGUUACCAUGGCCCACCUGCUAGACUUCCCCCACAGCACACACGUUAAAUCCUGCUUCCAGAACAUGGAGAUUUGUAAGCGUCGGGUGAACAUGUACGACACAGUCAACCAGAGUAAAACCCCCUUCAUCACACACGUGGCCCCCAGCACCUCCACCAACCUCACCAUGACAUUCAACAACCAGCUCAACACUGUGCACAGCCAGGCCACCAACCUGGCUCCCUCCACCAGUGCCACCCUUUCCCUUGCCAAUCCUGAUGUCUCCAUACUAAACUACCAAUCUGCACUCUACCAGCCCUCCGCCGCCCCCAUGGCUGCCGUGGCUCCCAGGACCAUGCCCCUGCAGCCCGGCGGCCCACAGCUCUGCGCCACCCGCCCUGACCCCUUCCAGCAGGCCCUGAUCGUCUGCCCACCCGCCUUCCAAGGGCUGCAGGCGUCCCCCUCCAAACACAGUGGCUAUUCAGUGCGUAUGGAGAAUGCUGUUCCCAUAGUGACGCAGGCCCCCGGUGCACAGCCCCUGCAGAUCCAGCCCGGCCUUCUCACACAGCAGGCCUGGCCCUCUGGUACACAGCAGAUCCUGUUGCCUCCUGCGUGGCAGCAGCUCACACAUACCUCCGUGCAGCACGCCGCCGUCAUCCCUGAGACCAUGAGCAGCUCUCAGCCUUUGACCAACUGGAGGAAUUCCCAUCCCCAUGGGAGUCAUUACAAUCCCAUCAUGCAGCAGCCAGCCUUGCUUGCUGGCCAUGUGGCCCUGCCCUCCCAGCAACCUUUGAAUGUGGGUGUGGCUCAUGUUAUGAGGCAGCCAUCAAACAAUAAUUCCUCAAAAAAGAACAGGCAGCACCAGAUGAACAGCAGGAAUGUGUCUGCGUAUGAGGUGUCCUCCUCACAGGCCAUGGUGUCCCCUCAGCGCUCCAAGCGUGUGAAAGAGAAUACUCCUCCACGCUGUGCUGUGCUGCAGAACGGCCCCUCUGCCCCUUGUGGCCCACCCCAGGCCUGCGGAGAGGGAGCAGGGUGGGGAGAAGAGCAGCAGGCCUCCAGCACCACACGAGACCACCACAAUGCACAACAUACCCAACACAACCCUCCACGCCAAACCAUCGUCAUCCCAGACACCCCUAGCCCAGCUGUCAGCAUCAUAACCAUCAGCAGUGACACGGAUGAGGAGGACGAGCACAAGCAGCCCAACAACACCAGCACGACAUCCAAGCAGCGGAAGAACGUUAUCAGCUGUGUGACUGUCCACGACUCCCCAGACUCUGACUCCAGCAAUAACAGCCCCUAUGCUGUGCAGUCCCGGCCCAGCGGCCCCAACGCCAACAACUAUGACUCUAAGGCCGCAGUGUUGGAUGACUACAGCAAUGGAAAUCCUCGCACCAUCAUCAUCCCCCCAUUGAAGACCCAAACCAGCGAAAGCUUGAAUGAGUGUGACCGCCUUCACCCUGACACUAUGAACCACCAGAAUUCUGCCUACAAGUUUAAGUCCUCCAAUGGAGGGCUGUCUGGCAACAAUCAUUUGUCGGGAGGAAUUCCUGGAGGCGGGGCUUAUCGGCAGCAUCGCGCUGGGCCAAACCCCUUCCAGCAGCAGCCACUCAAUCUCAGCCAGGCCCAGCAGCACAUGGCAGUGGAAAGAAAUGGAGGGCACCGGCGGCAGCAGGCCUACAUCACCCCCACCAUGGCUGCCCAGGCUCCCUACUCCUUCCACCACAACAGCCCCUCUCACAGCACCAACGUGCACCCCCACCUAGCUGCCACACAUUUGUCUGGCCAACCCCACCUAUACACUUACACAGCCCCUGCUGCCUUGGGCUCCACCGGCACUGUGGCACACCUGGUGGCUUCACAGGGUUCAGCCCGCCAUGCUGUCCAGCAUGCCAGCUACCCGCCGGGCAUCGUUCACCAGGUGCCCGUCAGCAUGGGCCACCGAGUCCUGCCCUCGCCCACCCUGCACCACAGCCAGUACCAGGCCCAGUUUGCCCACCAGACAUACAUCAGCGCUUCACCCGCCUCCACUGUCUACACUGGAUAUCCUCUGAGCCCCACCAAGAUGAACCAGUACCCUUACCUCUAGAGCCGAAAACACUGGAGCCUAGCCUACCGCUGCUUACCGUUCUACCCCUCCACUAGAGACAGAGAGACAAGCUCAAGCCUAAACACCCCAAACCUGUCCCCUGCCCCUGACACGCUUAAACUUGAAGACAAUUAAGAUGCUGAUAGAGAAGAAGAAAAAGAAGAAGAAAAAGAAGUUGAAGAGUACUCUGUGAGGGAAUAUAAUGGAGGGAUAAAGUUUCAAUGGAGCUUUCUUUAUAUACAAGUGUUUUUCCUCUCAAAAGGGCCAGUUCAGUUUUGUUUUGUCAUUUAUUUUCUUGUUACUCUUAUCAUGGAAAUCUGAGACUUUUUGUUCCUUUUACAUGAUCAGUUUAUUUUACAGCAAGGUCACAUCUUUUUGGGAGAUAUGGAGAGUUUUGCUAAACUAAGGUUUGUUUUUAUUCUUUUAAUUUUUUCAUUUUUUAAAGGCAUUCAGUGACUGUUGAGCUGAGGUCACAUUGUGGAUGAGAACUAUGGAUAAAGGUGAAAUACGGAUAUCUGCUGCUCUACAAAGAAAAAAAUAAUGAUGGCCUUGAACUGUCUUAAAACAUUUCCAAAUCACACACGGUCAGGAGUAUGUGUAUACUCCGCCGUCCUCUCCUGACAACAACUGGAGGAUCUUGUGGAAAUAUGACAAAAUAGACAAAAACUUUCUAGUGUAUUUAUAGACUUUUCUCUGUUUGUGUUUGCAUUUAGACAAGAAAAUACGUUUUGUCAUACAGUAGGACAUUUAGCUAAGCCCCUUUUUAGAAUGUAGCAGGCUGCACCCGUUUAUUUUAUGAAGAACCUUUCUGAUACCAAUAGAUUUUUUUUUCCUCCUCUAUAAAUGUGAUUGCACAAAGUGGUUGUAAUAACAAGCAUGUACAACAUAAAAGUCAGUGUGUGCGUGUAUGCUGCCGUCAGCCAUGUGUGUGGUACACCUUCCUCUGCACAUUUGUGCGAUGUAUUCUCCACAGUCUUAGGUUUAUCAUUGUUCCCUCGUAGUGCCUUACAGAUAUUAAGACAGUUUACUUGGCUGGAACCCUCUAGAACCAACAGAAACUAGUUUGAGAGUUGGCUCCUUGAUUUGAACAUCGUUUGUCUGAGGUGUUUUGUUUUUGACUUCCAGGUGUGAACGUAGUCCUAAAUGUUAUUUAUAGGUAUAUUAUUAUUCCACACAAAUUCCCAUCUUGUACAACAGUGCUUCUUGUUUAGCGUGCAUGAGGUUAUUUAACAUUUUAGAUGAAGACACUUGCCUGGGGUAAUGAACCAAAGUUGUCAUUUGGUAAAGAUUAGUAACAUUUGUUACUAUAUUAUAUAUAUAGUAUGUUUACUACAGUAUGUGUAUCAUUAUUAGCUUUGUGUCUUAGAAGCCUUGAUACCCAUCCAGUGGCACUGAAUUUAGGUUGUGUUCGUUUUAGUUAUAAAAGGAUGAUGAAUUCAUGUGUAAAAGUCAUGUGUAAGCAUUACACAUUAUUAAUUUGACAUCUGUGCUACUACAUGAAGUCUGGUUAGUAGUCAGAAAAAAAAUUCUGAACUGAGGACAAAGAUCUGAAUAUCAUCUGCGAAAGGAGAAGUAGAACUCUGUAUGAUGUCCAGGUACAGCAUGCCAGGCAUUUAAAGGAGGUCAGAAGAGUUGGGAGUGUAUGCAGAGAGAGAGGCCUUGAUGGGCCCCACUGAGCCUGGUGCAGAAAAUGGUGUAGAAACAGUAAACCUUGGGAGGGUGAGAGAGCGGGUCUAGGUAGGGAUAGGCGUGAUUAAGGUGCUAAAAGAUGGCACUGGCUGGAUUUGGAUGGGAAUUGUAGGAUGGUGAAGAAAGCCUAAAUUCCACAUCUUAAAGAGAAUAGCAUGUUGGCUUUGAGCACGUAGAACCUGGAGGAGGCUGCGCUACAGGAGGCACUGCAUGAAUGCACACCAUACUCUGAUCUGAGGCAUCGUUCAGCAGGGUCAGUCUAUAAAGACUGUGAUCCUCACAGCUUCCCUGCAGAAAUUGAAGCCUACCACUAAAUGUGUACACCUGGAAGAAUAGUGCCGAAAUAACCAUGUUAUUUUGUUGUUUCUCUUCAUUGUACUUACAGAAUCACUUGUGCUAGAUAGUGUAUAUCACUUUGAGAGAAAGGGAUAGCUGAUAUGUUGAAGAAUUUGUGGGCCAAUGUUUUUUUUUUUUUUUUUGCUGCUUGAGUUGCAUCAUCUUGUCUAUUAGCCAAUGAUUUCAUUUACGUUCGUGGUAUUAAUUUUGUCUUUACAUAGAGGGCACAUGCAUGUGUUUAUGGGAACGCAUUUGUUUUUCCCCUCUCAUGUCAUGCCAUAGUACUUGCAUUUGAAGUGGUUGUGUUUCUUCAUUGAGAUUUUUUUUGUAUCAUGCUAUGCUACAGAUACUUUGUGUAGAGAUUUUAGAGAUUGCUGCAAUAAUUUUCAUGGGUGUUUUUUAGUGGACAUUUUUUGUUUUAUUAUUAUUAUUAUUAUUAUUAUUAUUAUUAUUAUUAUUAUUAUUAUUAUUAUUAUUAUUAUUAUUAUACAUUAAGAUCAUAUUUCUGUUUAGUGGUUGUUAAGUUAUAGGGAUGUUGAGUAUACAUUUAGGUUUAAGUACCUGUGCAAAGAAAGCCUCCUUUUUGUAGAAAGCAUAGGCUGAGGUUCCAACAAUUUCAGCUCAGAUGGACAUCAUUAACAUCUUGUCAGUUUGCGUGGUUGCUGGGAUGCCCACUGCUUUUCUGGCAAUAUUUGGUUGGUUUAGGCUCACUGGCUCCUGCACACUGAGAGAGAGGUUGCUCUGAUAUCAGAACCACGUACAAACAUUCCAUUCCUGAAGGAGUCAUUAUGUCUCUCACUGCACUGUCUGUAGUCUCCAGUACUCAUGCAGUACACUGGCCUGUCUGACCAAACUGGGACUCGGGGGACUGUCAUUUAAUACUUUUAUUUGUUCCCACCAAAGAAGUUCAGCAUGUUAGUGAUGCACAAAAAAGGACCCUUGCUGAAACUGAGAAGGAAAAAAGGAAAAGUCAGUUCAGUCUUAGGAAUAUACACAUCCACAGCACACAUGAGUAGACUGUGUAAAACUCAAUCACGUGAACACAUUAUAAAUGAAUCCAGUCUUCAUCUAAUUUGUUUGUAAUUUUUAGCUGGUCAGUGUUUUUGAUGUUUAAAUUCUCUUGUCCUCCAUUUCAUCUUAUCUAAAGGAAAGUAAGGCCCCCUUUAACAAACAUUUAUUAAAGCAUUUUUUCUUCACUUCUUCACUACAAUUUAUUUUUCAGCUUUACUGGUGUUAUAAAGUGAAUAUGGUAAACAGCAAAGAAAAAAGUAGUUAGGUUGUGCUCCCUAGUGACCUUUGAGUGGAAUGAGAUACAUUAGAGAAAUACCUUUUACAAAGUGGUCACUUGCACAAAAUGAAUGUACAAUGUGAGAUUAAAACAUCUGCUAUAUAUCAUCACAUAUUACUACUAAUGGGUGUGAACUGUCAUGAUUUUACUGUUACUCUUACAUUGUUCCUCAAAAAGAAUGCAAUAAGUCCCACAAGAAAAACAUGACUUGUCAACAUUGUUUUGACAAUUUUUCUCUAAAUUCCUCAAAUUAAUGUUUAUUUUCCUAUUGUUCUGCUUUCAUUUGUUAGUGUUCACAUCCAAACGCCAUUAAAUGAGUCGUAUACAAGCCCUAUGAUCCCUACAAAGUAAUAACUUACUUUUGUGAUGUACUGCUUUGAUGCAAUGUGUGUCUUUUUAAGAAAUGUAGGCAGUAAUGUAGAUUCAGUGACCUUAUAAUUACCAAAAUGUGCUAUGCCUGAGAAGUUAGCAUCUUUUAUAUAUACAUAACAAUUGAAAACAAAAAAUCUUUUUAAUUAUGGUUUUAUGUAAUCUCCUCCUAAUAAUGAAUUUUCAUGUCAAACACUGCCUUUCAACUUAUCAACUCGAAGCUUUAAGCGGUUGUCAAAUUGAAAACAUUCUUAGAGUGGUUGUUUUGUAAGGCUUUGUGGUAUCCCUUUUUUGUUUUAUUGCAUUUCCCCAAAAGAGUAUCCAGUUUAACGUUCCACACAAUUAAUAACCUUUGUUGCCCCAACGUGAAAAACAUUCCUAGUGCCAGUUGGCCUCUUAGGUGUCUACUUGCAUUUUUAGUAGCUGAUACAACAAAAUCUAGUCUAUCACCAUAAAUAAUGCAAUCAGUAUGUAAAGCUGAAGCUUUGUAAAGCACACACUGCUAAACAAACUUGGAGUUGACUGGGUUUUGGUGGCACUUCCACAAUCUUACGGCUUUUUGUGUUUUACAGUGCUUUCUCUUCAGGGCAUGAGCUGACAUGGAGCAGUCAUGGGUUUAAUGGAGUCAUUAAUCUCUGCAUGUGCAAAUGUGCUAAGAGGCCAAAUAUUACAAUAUGGCCAUUUUCCAUACGCCAUUUUAGAACCAAAAAAUAAGCAAUGACCUUUAACCCUGAGGUGGGGGUCGAAUUCUAGAGUAAUUUUAACCUUCAGAUUCUGUGUUGGGUGAACUCAUCAUUGACUGAAACCUGAUUGUCUCACCAGCCCUAAAGGCUCUUUGUAUUUGUUAUACCUUCAGUUUACAUGGUGAUUUAUGGUAAAGUGUAAUACAUACAGUAUAAAACAUUCUCUCUGUACAGAUAACGCAAAACGGACAAAUAGUCAUGAAGAAGUAACAGUUUGUCACAAAAAUCACCAGUGUAAUCUGUUAUGUAGCUGUGACACACUGUAGCCAUUUCUGCAGCCAUCUGUGACAUGAACAUUUUUUCUACUUGCACAGCAACGUUCACAAUAAAAUGUAAACUAAAUAUUUUUCUAUAAUGUCUCAAGACCUAAGAAAGCAUCCGACCCUGACCCUGAUUUUGCUGUAUGGUUUCUCAAUGGUGUAUCUCAUUUAGUUGUUGUCAAAGCUAUUGUGUGCUGCAGUAUUUCCAAGUAUACUUCUUUGUUGAUGUCUCUUGCUCUCUCUGUUAUUAUUUUUAUUUUUAUUUAGCUUUCUUUAUUGGGGAUUUGAAGAGUGUGAUGUCUUAUUAUUUCAAUCUGUUAAUGUAGCGCUAUGUGUACCCUAUACCUUAGACUAAUAUUAAGUAUGUUAUGAGAAUGGAUAUUUUACUGGCUUAAUAGAAUGUUAAAAAUGAAUAUAAUAAUAAGAAGAAUGAUUUAACUCCUAAAAGUUGAGGACUUGCUACUAAGCGCUUGUGUUACCAUUAAGAUGUUGUGUGUUUCUCUUAAUUUUCGUUGUAGAAAAAUUGAGUGAAUUUAUAUUAGGCUUCGACAACUAAUGAUAGCAGUGUAAAUUUAUGGAGGAUUUUAACAAACAUCUGGGUGAUAGAAGAAUAUAGUUAUUUUAACUGUUCUAUUUACUAACUGUAGGGUGAGAAGGGGCUUGCAUUGUGGUGAACUAUGUUAUAGCUUGUUAUUCACUGUUACUUUUGAUCAUUUUUUCGGUCUCCGAGGUGAAUCGAGUUAUUAAUGAGAAUUUGUAUGCUCACAUAUGCAUAUUGUAUAUGUGUAGAAAUGUAAUCACACUUUGUCUUGAAUUUACAUUAAACUGUUAAGUCACGGCA